Drosophila eugracilis is the source of this 981-nucleotide messenger RNA. It is a transcript of the gene Rrp42, whose product is annotated as exosome complex exonuclease RRP42. Gene Ontology annotation, biological process: nuclear polyadenylation-dependent rRNA catabolic process; U1 snRNA 3'-end processing; nuclear mRNA surveillance. The transcript is spliced from 4 exons. Gene Ontology annotation, cellular component: nuclear exosome (RNase complex); cytoplasmic exosome (RNase complex). The coding region runs from base 63 to 953 and encodes 296 amino acids. The record is from RefSeq and is a predicted model, not a curated record. Lineage: Eukaryota; Metazoa; Arthropoda; Insecta; Diptera; Drosophilidae.
UAUCAAAAAUCAUCGGCCGCGGCACAUGUUGAGUUUGUUUUGUUUAUGAAAUUAGGAUUAAUAUGGCUUAUGUUGCACUGAGUGAGGCUGAAAAAACCUAUAUAUUGCACGGUGUAGAGGAUGAUUUUCGCUGCGACGGACGUUCUCGACGGGAUUACCGGCCCAUGGAACUCGAAACCGGACUGGUAAGUAACGCUAGUGGCUCUGCUCGCUUGCGUCUGGCUAACACAGAUAUCUUGGUGGGCGUGAAAACGGAGAUUGAUGUUCCCAAUCCGUUAACGCCGGAAUUCGGCAAACUGGAGUUUUUUGUGGAUUGCUCUGCUAAUGCAACGCCAGAGUUUGAGGGACGCGGAGGUUCAGAUUUGGCUCAAGAACUAGUGCUGUCCUUGCAGAACGCCUACGAAUCACCACUGGCCUUCGACUACCGCACCUUGUGCCUCAUUCCAGGUCAGCAGUGUUGGAAACUCUACAUAGAUAUCUUGAUUUUGGAGUGCGGCGGAAAUCUCCAUGACGCAGUCUCCCUGGCCGCGAAGGCGGCAUUGUUUAACACCAAGUUACCUAGGGUGACGGCAACAUUGUUGGAUGCCGGCAUCACAGACCUCAUCAUAUCAGACAACCCGUACGACUGCACCCGUAUAGGGAUUGAGACUGUCCCGCUUUUGGUUACUGUUUGCAAGAUCGGCGAUUAUUGCCUUGUGGAUCCAUCGGCAGAGGAGGAAGUCUGCAGCACAGUUAGCGUGGUUGUGUCAGUGUCAAUGCGCAAUGGAAAGGCAUUCCUUUCGGGCACCCACUUGACCGGUGGCGGCGCCAUGCACCGGGACACAAUGCGCAACUGUCUUCAAUUGGGCCUGUCCAUUGGAGAACACCUAAAUCACUUGCUCACUAAGAUGUUAAAUCUGGAGCAGGAACGCGUUGGACCGAAGCGACCGCAAACCGUUGGGUUUCUUAAAUAAAGAAGCCGUGGCUUAUAAUGAAAAUGUA